Messenger RNA from Caenorhabditis bovis, 381 nucleotides. The record is from the annotation of a GenBank genome assembly. Lineage: Eukaryota; Metazoa; Nematoda; Chromadorea; Rhabditida; Rhabditidae.
AUGGACAUGGAGAAGCGAGAAAGUGAAGAGGCGAUUCCAAUGGAGGAUGACGAGGCGCAAAGAGAGGCAAAUGGAAAAGCAGAGGAGUUGUGUGAAGAGCAGAAACAGCAAUCGGACCGAGAAGAGGAGGACGAGCUUGUCGAUUAUUUGAAACUAUUGGGGAUAAGAAGACUUAAUGAGGACGUGGAAAAGUUGAGUAAGCAAUACAUCGAAGCCGAUAAGGAAAAGAGGCAAUGGGAGAAAAAGGCACACAAACUGGAGGGCGAAAUUCUGAUGUUGAAGAACGAAAUGCAUGAGAUGAAGAAGCGAAGAGCAAGAAUGGUCAAGAACAACGGAAAUGAGGACGACGCCGGAGGAAGAAGGAUGGAAGGAAUGGUGUGA